CUCUGAUAUCAAGCAGACUUUUCUAUUGCAUUUGGUAGGCCGUGUCAAAUUACAAAACUACAUCAAAGUGAAUAUAGAUUUGACAACUCUUGAAAUGUGAUAACCAGUUUGAGCUGGAUAGAAUACUGAUGGCUCACUCAAAGGCUUCAGAUGAGCUGAUUUUCUAUGUGAAUGGAAAAAAGAUUGUGGAAAAAAAUGCUGAUCCGGAGGUCUUGCUGCUUCCCUACCUGAGAAAGAAAUUGCGCUUAACUGGCACGAAGUAUGGCUGUGGUGGAGGUGGCUGUGGUGCCUGCACGAUUAUGGUGUCAACUAUUCAUCCAAUUUCCAAGAAAAUCCUACACUAUCCAGCCACUGCCUGUCUGUUGCCCAUUUGUUCCCUGCACUUGAUGGCUAUUACCACAACAGAAGGAAUUGGCAAUUCGGCUACAAGGCUUCAUCCAGUCCAGGAGAGGUUAGCAAAAGCCCAUGGCUCCCAGUGUGGAUUUUGUAGCCCCGGAAUGGUGAUGUCCAUGUACACAUUACUGAGAAACAAUCCAGAGCCCAGCAUUGAAGAUAUUUUGUCCAGCAUAUCUGGAAACCUUUGUAGAUGUACAGGCUACCGACCAAUUGUAGAUGCUUUCAGAACUUUUGCGAAGGACUGCUGUUUAUACCAAAAUGUGGAGACAAACAUGAUACCUGAGGAGAACUCCUUAAAAUUGUUUGAUGAAAAAGAAUUGUUACCACUGGAUCCCACACAGGAACUUAUAUUUCCGCCUGACCUGAUGAUCAGGCUAAGCAACCCAAAGGUAAUGACCACCUUCCAUGGAGAGAGAAUCACAUGGCACUCUCCAUCCACACUUCAAGAACUUCUGGAGCUGAAGAUGAAGUUUCCCAAAGCUCCCCUUGUAGUUGGGAACACUACUGUAGGGAUUCAGAUGAAGUUUGAAGGUGUUUUAUACCCAGUUAUCAUCUCCCCUGUAAGAAUUGGUGAUUUGUACGCUGUGUCCACAAGUAGCCAAGGGAUUACAAUUGGAGCUGCAGUCAGUCUUGCACAAGUUAAACACAUUUUAAAUGAGAGUGUUUCCAAGUUGCCACAGCAUAAAGCCAAGAUAUUCCAUGCAUUACUGCAGCAGCUGAGAACGCUGGCCGGAGAGCAAAUUAGAAGCAUGGCUUGUCUUGGAGGGCAUGUCAUCAGCAAAGGUUCAGCAAGUGACCUUAACCCAGUUCUUGCUGCAGGGGGAGCUACACUAAACUUGGUAUCCAAAGGUAAAACACGGACAAUCCCACUGGAUGGCUCCUUUUUCUCAGGUGCCUCUGAUUUACACCCAGGGGAAGUCUUGCUGAGUGUCUUUAUACCUUACUCAGAAAAGAGACAGUUUGUGGCUGCAUUCAGGCAAGCCCAAAGAGAAGAAAAUGCUUUUGCUAUUGUCAAUUCUGGAAUGAAAGUGGAGUUUAAAGAUGACACUGACAUUAUAAAGGAUAUUACCAUAUUUUUUGGCGGCAUCAGUUCUACAACUGUGUUUGCAAAGAACACCAGACAAGCUCUAAUUGGGAGACACUGGGAUGAUGACAUGCUGGGUGAAGCCUGCAGACAGAUCCUCAAUGAGGUGUCUAUACCACCUUCUGCCCCUGAUGGAAAAGUGGAAUACCGGAGGUCUCUAAUGAUCAGUUUUGUCUUCAAAUUCUACCUGCAGGUCAUGCAGAGCUUAGAGAAGCAUGUCUCCAAUGCCCUGGGUGUUUCAGAGAAUAAAAGUGCUAUCCGUGAUUUUAAGACUAAAGCGCCUAAAACGUUACAGAUUUUCCAGGAAGUAAACUCCAAUCAGCCAAUUCAGGACCCUGUUGGCCGUCCAAUAGUUCACCAGUCUGGCAUAAAGCAAGCCACAGGGGAGGCAGUGUAUGUGGAUGACAUGCCACCUGUGGACCGAGAACUUUUCAUCGCUUUUGUCACCAGCAAAAAGGCUCAUGCCAAGAUUGUGUCAAUAGAUAGUUCUGAUGCCCUCAAAAUUCCCGGAGUGGUUGAUAUAAUAGGAGCAAAGGAUGUCCCUGGAAUAAAUGAGAUCUCUGGACAAGGACCUUUGUUUUCAGAGAAGGAGGUAAUUUGUGUGGGGCAAAUAAUCUGUGCAGUUGUAGCUGACACUCCGGAAAAUGCAAGAAGAGCUGUGGCUAAAGUGAAUGUAACCUAUCAGGAUCUAAAACCAAUUCUCACGGUUGAGGAUGCUAUUAAGAACAACUCAUUUUUUCAACCUGAUAAACAAAUUCUACAUGGAAAUGUAGAAAAGGCCUUUAAAGAAGCAGACCAUAUCAUUGAAGGGGAGGUUCAUAUUGGUGGUCAGGAACAAUUCUACAUGGAAACAAAUUCUGUUCUUGUUGUGCCAAAGGGAGAGGAUGAUGAAUAUAACAUAUACAUAUCCACACAGGAUCCCACAACUGCACAGCUUUCAGUGGCUGCAGUCCUUAAUGUUCCAUCUAACAGGAUUGUAGCCACAGUAAAAAGAGUUGGGGGAGCUUUUGGAGGAAAGAUUACAAAACCAGGCAUCUUUGCAAGUGCAUCAGCAGUAGCCGCCCAAAAGCACAAAAGGCCUAUUCGUUGUGUUUUGGAGCGAAAUGAAGACAUGUUGAUGACUGCUGGUCGUCAUCCAUUCAAGGGGAUUUACAAAGUGGGAUUUAUGAAUGAUGGUAGAAUAGUAGGAGCUGAUGUUUCUUUUUACGCCAAUGCUGGAUGCACCCCUGAUGAAUCCAUUUUGGUACUUAUAGUGGCCCUACUGAAGAUGGAUACUGCAUAUUACUUCCCUAACCUCAACUGCCGUGCCAAGGCUUGUAAGACCAACCUGCCUUCUAAUACUGCUUUUAGAGGCUUUGGCUUUCCUCAGACUGGACUGGUUAUGGAGACCAUAAUGGAUGCUGUAGCUGUAAAUUGUGGCUUACCUCCCAAUCAGGUCCGCCAUGUGAACAUGUACAAAGGCAUUUCUAAAACACAUUAUAAUCAAGAGUUUGAUGCCGCCAAUCUGAUGCGUUGCUGGGAUGAAUGCAUGAAAAAAUCCGCCUAUGUCAAUAGAAGAAACGAAGUGCAAAGAUUUAACAAGGAAAAUUACUGGAAGAAGAGAGGACUGGCUAUUAUUCCACUAAAAUUCACAGUUGGCUUUGUUGAGAAAAUGUAUCAUCAGGCGUCAGCUUUGGUUCAUAUUUACAGAGAUGGGAAAGUCCUUGUCAGCCAUGGUGGUGUAGAACUGGGCCAGGGUCUCAACACUAAAGUCAUGCAGAUUGCAAGCAGAGAGUUGAGGGUACCAUUAACAUAUAUACACAUCUCUGGGACCAGCACAGAAGUUGUACCAAAUUCAAUUCCAACUGGUGGAACCAUUGGGACAGAUGUUUAUGGUCUGGCAGUUAAGUAUGCCUGUGAGACACUUUGGAAAAGACUGGAAACUUUUAUCAAAAACAAUCCUAAUGGCAAGUGGGAGGACUGGGUUCAGCAAGCAUUCGCUGAGAGACUAAGUUUAUCAGCUACUGGAUUUUACAAAGGAUAUGACACUGAGAUGGACUGGGAAAAAGGAGAGGGUCACGUUGCUCCUUAUUAUAUCUACGGAGCAGCUUGUACUGAGAUUGAACUGGACUGUCUAACUGGAGCCCACAAGAAUCUGCGUACAGAUAUAGUUGUGGAUGUGGGAGAAAGCAUAAAUCCAGGAUUGGACAUCGGACAGAUUGAAGGUGGAUUUACUCAGGGAUCUGGCCUGUACACAUUAGAGGAACUGUUUUAUUCACCAAAAGGUGACAUGUAUACACUUGGACCUGACAAAUAUAAAAUACCAGCAGUGUGUGACGUCCCAACAGAGUUUAAUGUCUCGCUCCUUGCAUCCUCUAAAAAUCCCUAUACCAUUUACUCCUCAAAGGGAGUCGGGGAGACAGCUGUGUUUUUAGGAUGUUCUGUCCUUUUUGCCAUAAAGGAUGCAGUGGAUUCAGUUCGUAAAGAACGUAACUUGCCUAAGAUUUUUACUCUUAAUAGCCCUGCAACGCCAGAGAAAGUCAGAAUGGCUUGUGAAGACCAGUUGACUAAAAUGAUCCCGAGAGACAAGGAUGGCACCUUCACCCCCUGGUCUGUGGACAUUACAAAAUGAAUAGGAAAUACUGUAAUAUUGGUCAACAAGCGCACUUAACCAACUUGGCUAUAGUACAGUUAUACUAUAUGUAAUACAUUUAAUCAAAAUGUUUGUCUUAUAUCUGCUUAAUGAUUUUUCUGAAUCAUUUGGGAACAUGGAGAAAAAUGAUUAGUGAUUGAAUACAUUUUGUUAAACUCUCUUACAUUUUGCAUAUCCACAUUGUUGGUGUUUGUACGUAUUCUAAACUGAGUAAAAUAAAAAUAAAAAAUCUAUUACUCACAUA
Molecule: messenger RNA, 4356 nt
Organism: Rana temporaria (common frog)
Lineage: Eukaryota; Metazoa; Chordata; Amphibia; Anura; Ranidae
Product: aldehyde oxidase 1-like
Exons: 36
Coding region: 129-4091 (1320 amino acids)
Molecular function (GO): FAD binding; iron ion binding; 2 iron, 2 sulfur cluster binding
Source: RefSeq, a predicted model, not a curated record